GCUAAACGUUUGCAUGGUGUUUCUGCUCCAGUUACGUGCGACCCACAGACUGGUGCGACCCCUAUCUGCCAUAGCUCGACACUCCCCAUGGAGGAGAGGAGAAGAAGAAGAUGCUGUCACCCCUCGUCACCAUAGACAGUAUAUGUCACCGACCUAAGUAUUUUGACAGUUGCGUGAACAUGCAGUCAUUUUGAAACGUCCCUGUGUAACGUAUCCACAGCUAUCGUUGCGCUCUGUUUGGGUCGUUCAGGAUGACGAUGGCGUCCCAGUGCACGGAGCAAGCCGUGCAGGAGUUCCUGAUGGAGAGAGGAGGGAGGGUCCAACAGAUGGAGCUGAUCGAUCAUUUCCUAUCAGUUUCGGGGCAAAAUGACCAGUCAAAGGAAGGGGUGGAUCGCGAGGCGCUAAAAUGCAUCGUGGACAACGUGGGUUUUGUAAAGGUGGAAAACGGCGUGCAAUUUGUUUGUUUAAACGCUGAAGGCAGCGCGGAGUCGGUGAUGCGUACGGACACAUGCGGCCACGAUCAUGUGGAGUGCAACGGUAAUAUCCAGGAGAUACUGGACAACAACUAUGUAAACGGCAACCCUGACAACGGAGACCAAACAGGAGCAUCCAGCUUUUUGGCUGCCAGCAUGGACAAUGACACACCAUCGAAUGGCAAUGAGCAACCUGCAGCCUCCUUCCAGAAUAAUAAGACCAGUACAGCGACUCCUACCUCUGGUGGAGGAGGGGAGGUGAAGCUGAGGGAGAGGAGAAGGCGGGAGUCGGCCCCAGUCAUUGGGAUGGCAGAUCUGAACCAGGCUCACCCUGCAGGGUCCCACAACCAGCAGGUGAGAGGGGCCCGCAGGGUGUCCAAAGGGUCCCAGCGGGCCUUGCUGACCAGCUGUCUAUCUGAAGACAGCGCAUUUGAAGGACUGGAACCUCUUGGAGAUAUCAACACACCCAAGGGAAGUCGCAGGAACUUCAUAGAGCUGAUGAUGAGUAGUUCUCCUCAGGUUCGGAGGUCUCUGAUCAACCGUGGUUCACGCCUCUGGGACUCAGUGAGGAGCGAUGGAGAUUCGGCAUCGCUCCUCUCGUCAGCCACUGAUGAGGACUGUGCCUCAGUGACCCUGGACCCGCUGGAACAUGAGUGGAUGCUGUGCGCCUCAGAUGGCCUGUGGGAAAGCUUGCAGCCCUUGCUCGCUGUGGAACCUAGCCUGGUAGCCAAGAGAGACUUUGUGACUGGCUUUACCUGCCUCCACUGGGCGGCUAAGCAAGGCAAAGCUGAGCUGCUCUCCCAGCUGCUGGCCUUCGCCAAGGAGAACACUAUACCUGUGAAUGUAAAUGUGAGAUCAAGUGCUGGAUACACACCGCUACACCUGGCAGCUAUGCAUGGACACACACAGGUGGUCCGUGUGCUGCUGUCUGACUGGGAGGCAGACCCUGAGGCUCGAGACUACAGCGGGAGGCGAGCCAUCCAGUACCUGUCGCCACCGCUGGCUGCUGACCUGCAGGAGGAGGGAGUGGUCACCUCACCCGGUCCUGAGACAGACAACGAAAACACAAACAGCGGCAGUAGCGGAGGGCGCGUCUGGCGAUUUCCCAGAGUCCUCCAGGGCAAUCUGAACCCACUGCGACUCCUGAACCCACCCGCUGAGGCAGCAGAGGACGGAGUCGUGACCGGGAGGACCAAGGGGGGCUUGCAGAGGAAGUCGUCUCUGAGCCGGCUGAACGCCCGGCUGCACCGAGGACGCCACCGAGCCCAGAUCAUCCACAGCGCCUCCUUUAGGGACGCGGGCGAGGUGGGAAGAGGAGAGGAGCUCCCCAUGAGCCCUCUCCGAACCCGACCGCUGUCCAACCUGUUUGGAUAAAGUAACACAACUCUGAGGUAUAAACCAUGUUUUGAUUUACAAAAUGCAGUUUACUUGCCUUUAAUAAGCUGACAGGUCAGACAUUUUUAUGACCAAAAUUAAUAGCACACAAUCUAAUAUAUAGUGUCACACUGAUUUUGAGGUUUUAUUAUUAUAGGAUUUGAUAACCACAAAUUUUCUCUAAAAGUUUCUCUAAAAAUCAAAUUUAUUUUUGUUCCAAUUGCAGUUAUUAGGCUUAUCACUGAAGGCAGGUCACAGUUCAUGUAGCAUAUUAUUUGCUACAACACUUCAUUGAGUUAAAACUGAACUACUGCUCUGUGAAUUGAUUUUGAACUUGUUUUUUGUUUUAGUGGGUUUUUCUAUAAUGUUCUUAGGCUCUGUUUUUAGAGCAGGUAGCAAACAUUACACAAGUUUUUUUUAUUUUUUUAUUUGAUACUCUACGCUAAAACAAUGGUCACACAAACGCAAAAACAGGCUGGAUUUUUGUCAGGUUUUCACUUUAGAUUUGACUCACAGUGGUGAGGGAUUUGAGAACAGCACUUAGGUUUGAUUCCACACAGUUCUCCAAAAUCUUGUUUUUAUUUUGCAGAGUAAAGUAAUAUAUUCAUAGAACUAAUUUUAUAUAUUUCAACCUCCUUUUACUGGGUGGUGCUGUUUUUUAAAAAUACAUUUCUGUAAUGUGAAUUAUUAUUUUUCAGUACCAGAUUUUUAGUAUUCAAAGAUUCUUGUAUGUACAACCACGUACAGUUAUGUCAUGUUUGCACUUGUCACUUUGAAGAUAGUUUGAUUAUGGGAGGAAACUGCUCCUACUAAAACCAUGACAGCUGUUAUUGGUCCCAUGUCAUACAUAGACAGUAAGUUCAUAUUGUAUACACAACAUAAGAAGGUGAUCAAAUUGUUACACAUUUUAGAUGCUUAAAUGCACCGUCUUUAUAAUGGCGUUUUUCCAUUACAUGGUACCUGCUCUACUCGCCUCGACUCGACGCACUAUGCAUCCGUUUUCCAUUGCAGAUUUUAGUACCGCCUCAGCGUGGCUAGUCAUCAUAGUGGCGCCGCAGUAAACUGCCGUGACCUAACGUGACACACACACAGAACGUCGAAGGUGUGUUGUUGUUGCCACAGCCAGAAGACACAUUUUGUUUCAAAUGAAGCUGGAGGCAGCAAAAA
Perca fluviatilis (European perch) is the source of this 3014-nucleotide messenger RNA. RefSeq names its product sosondowah ankyrin repeat domain family Ca (gene sowahca). Bases 252 to 1847 code for a protein of 531 amino acids. Gene Ontology annotation, molecular function: protein binding. The record is from RefSeq and is a predicted model, not a curated record. The transcript has 4 exons. Lineage: Eukaryota; Metazoa; Chordata; Actinopteri; Perciformes; Percidae.